CAAAGGAUGGCGAACACAUCGGGAGCGAAAGGCUACAACAUAUGGCCAAGGACAUUACGCACUGGCGCAAUCGAGAAAUAACAGUAAAUGCAGGAAAGGCUAAAAUGUGCGUGUAUAAAUCGAAGCCAGUAAUGUGCCACCCAGGAACCGCCAGGAUACCAGAUAUAUGCGAGAAGAUGACACCCGAAUGUCCGAUGGAACCUGGUCGUGUUUACACUUAUGAACACGUCAUGCGCACACCAAAUAUUUCGCUGAGAGCUCCAGCAACGUACAAACUUUACGAUGA
Molecule: messenger RNA, 286 nt
Organism: Dicrocoelium dendriticum
Lineage: Eukaryota; Metazoa; Platyhelminthes; Trematoda; Plagiorchiida; Dicrocoeliidae
Source: the annotation of a GenBank genome assembly